CCUAUCAUGAGCCAUUGGGAAGCACAGUAUCAACGCUCAAAGAACGCGGCCACCCUCGAUGAUGAUGAAGCAGACGAGCCAAUGCCCGACAUCGAUCUCGAAGAGCUGCCUGGGUACCAAACUCCGUUGCAACAACUUACGCGACACUGGAUGAAUGAGCGACACGCGCCAGAUAUAUUACCGGCUCAAGAUGUCUUGCUUGGGUCAAUACUCGACCAUCUUAGACGACAAUCCGAGACGAUCCAACUUCUUCGAGGGGACCCUUCAACAUCUGAGGAAGACCAUAUGCGUAUAAUGCUCGCUCAAACCGAGGUGGAACGCGUCAAGUUCAUCGUCCGGUCUUAUGUCAGAACAAGAUUAUUCAAGAUCGAGAAAUAUGCGCGACACAUCAUUGCGAAUGAAGAAGUACAAACCCGGAUAACCGCUGCAGAGCGCGAUUAUGCUAGCCGACACGCGCAUUUGCUCGAUCGACACUUUCAUUCAUCGGUUCUUCAAGGUUUGCCGGAGUCGCAAACGGCGCUAGACGAUAGCCCCAAGUUAAUCAUGCCGCCGAUGGUAACGGAACCAGAGACGACAAGGCCAGUUUUUGCUCACGCACUGAAGAAUACCAUUGCACGAACACAUCGCGGAAAGGUCGCUGAUAUGUCGCGAGGCAGUUUAAUGCUUCUACCUUUCUCAGCGGUAACUGAUCAAAUUGCGAACGGAGAGGUUGAGCUUGUGUAG
Mycena indigotica is the source of this 723-nucleotide messenger RNA. Its product is annotated as DNA replication complex GINS protein SLD5. Gene Ontology annotation, biological process: DNA-templated DNA replication; double-strand break repair via break-induced replication. NCBI's taxonomy places the organism in Eukaryota, Fungi, Basidiomycota, Agaricomycetes, Agaricales, Mycenaceae. The transcript is spliced from 6 exons. Gene Ontology annotation, cellular component: GINS complex. The record is from RefSeq and is a predicted model, not a curated record. The coding region runs from base 7 to 723 and encodes 238 amino acids.